Messenger RNA from Cryptomeria japonica (Japanese cedar), 477 nucleotides. The record is from the annotation of a RefSeq genome assembly. Lineage: Eukaryota; Viridiplantae; Streptophyta; Pinopsida; Cupressales; Cupressaceae.
AUGCAAGGUCGAUUAUCUGCUUGGCUAGCCAAGCAUAAGUUAGCUCAUAGACCUUUGGGUUUUGAUUACCAAGGCACAGAAACAUUACAGAUCAAAGCCGAGGAUUGGGUCUCUAUAGCCGUUGCUCUAUAUGUUUAUGGUUUUAAUUAUCUUCGUUCUCAGUGUGCUUAUGAUGUAGCACCAGGGGGUUCCUUAGCUAGUGUAUACCAUCUUACGAAAAUAAACGAUAAUGCAGAUCAACCCGAAGAGGUGUGUAUAAAAGUAUUUGUCCCAAGGGAAGAUCCCAGAAUCCCGUCUGUUCUACGUAUUUGGAAAGGUGCUAAUUUCCAGGAACGGGAAUCUUAUGAUAUGUUGGGAAUAUUUUAUGAAAGUCAUCCAUGUCUAAAACGUAUAUUGAUGCCAGAAAGUUGGAUUGGGUGGCCUUUACGCAAAGACUAUAUUGCACCUGAUUUUUAUGAAAUACAAGAUUCUCAUUGA